Messenger RNA from Cydia pomonella (codling moth), 2346 nucleotides. RefSeq lists its product as uncharacterized. The coding region runs from base 267 to 1283 and encodes 338 amino acids. Lineage: Eukaryota; Metazoa; Arthropoda; Insecta; Lepidoptera; Tortricidae. Gene Ontology annotation, molecular function: zinc ion binding; nucleic acid binding. The transcript has 2 exons. The record is from RefSeq and is a predicted model, not a curated record.
UUCCCUGUGUAGGUAUUUGUAUUAAUUGGCAUUUGGUAAAAGUGGGUAGCAUUACAUUGGGAUAUAAUAAACCAGUCUUAGCUCGACGCCCGUGUUUAAUUCACGACUCCCAAACAGCAUACCUUGACAUGGCGCAGCCGGUACCUAAGUGAAAUUAUAUUGAGAUAAAGUGGAUUUCGUUGUUUUGUGCGGCUAAUAAAUGACAAACGGUGAAAGUGAGCAGUUUGCCGAUUCUUAGGGAGGAUAUCGUCGUCAUUUCUUUAACAAUGGAGUCAGUUUUACAACCACCGCUGCCAUUCUCGUUUGAGAAUAAUCUAGUUAAUGUGACAUCCGGAAAUUUAAGUGCUGAGUGGGACAAUUGGAAGAAAUCUUUUAAAAUCUAUUACGAAGCAUGUGAACUUUCGACGAAACCUAAAAAAGUGCAAGUGAAUAUAUUGUUGCAUGUCAUCGGAACCAAAUGUCGUGAAGUGUACGAGCAAUUUACAAACGAGGAGACGGAUACGGUGGAAGACUUGCUAAGAAAGUUUGACGCGUUUUUUGUUCCGGUAAAAAAUUUGGCAGUCGAAAGGCAUAAAUUUUUUAAAAGAGAUCAGAAGGACUUAGAGUCAACCGAACAGUACAUUUUUGAAUUAAAUAAAAUAGCUGCCAAAUGCGAGUUUGGAGAAUUGCGUGAUGGUUUAGUGUGUAGCAGGUUCAUAUGUGGUGUAAAAGAGGUGACCCUUUCGGAACGGAUGUUGAGGGAACCGGACAUUUCAUUAAAGAAAGCAAUCGACAUAUGCAAGUUAGCAGAGAUGUCUAAAAUGCACGCAUUAAAUAUAAAGACAAAUAGUGUCAAACAGCACGUACACGAAGUUUCACAAAACAAUAAUCAAUCCGGAACUACAACCUGUGACGUGCAUGUAGUUAACAGACGUUAUGCCUCAGCCGCUAUAAACCGCCCGCGCCGGCCGUCUCACACACCGAUGCGAUCAAACGCGCCCAGCGGGGCUCGGGAGCAUCAGACAUAUCACACCAGAUCUUCAUUUUAUACCCCUAACCCCAGAGAGAAGACGUUUAAUCUUCAUAACAAUCCAUCACCGCAAGCAACGUCAAGUGAACCGCAGAGAACUUUUAACGGCUGUAGUAAUUGCGGUCAUGCGCACCGAAGGAUGGAAUGCCCCGCGUUCGGAGUACGGUGUAACAAUUGCAAUCGGAUGAAUCACUAUGCGAGAAUGUGUCGAUCGUCGCGUCGCGUGUACGAAAUACAGGAGGACUCCACCGAUCAGGACAGUGCGACCUCCUGAUCGGUGGGGAUACCCCUCCACGUCCACCACCGUCAAUCGUGUCACGUGAGCCAUGACUUUCGUUUUUAUUGUUAGCAUAAGUGUGUUUAGCAUAAAGUGUGCAUGUAAUUAAUAAGAGAUUUAAUGAAACAAUAGUUUAAUUACCUAAAGUAAGUAACUCUAAGUUAAUAUAAAACUUUGUUGAUACCUAUUGUACAAGGAAUUCGAGUACCUAAGCAUCAAAAUGUAUGUAUUGUAAAAAAUAAUUAAAAAAAAAAAAAAAAAAAAAAAAAACUAUGUACAUUCCAUAAGCUCAUUAGUCCUAGGUACCUACAUAGUCAAUUGUGCUUUGACAGUGACUAAAAAUAUUUUGCAAACUUCAAGUAGGUAUGUUCUUAUGUUGACAUAUUUGUCAUAUAAUAUAAAUAUUAAUAAAAUAAGAAUUUAAAAUAUAAACAUGCAUAAAAUUCUAUAUGUAUUUGGUGUUAUAAUUAUAAGUACUGCAUGAGAGUCAUGUUAUUUUUAAUACAUUUGUAAAACUAAAUUUCUAUCAACUUGCUUCAACGUAAGAGAUAUUCAAGUUUAGAUUUAGUAGUAAGCACGAUAUAAUCAAAUUGGCAUGUGAUAAAUUUCCAAUUAAUAAUAUUCAAUUACCUUCUUCUUGCAUCUGUGUAAGAAGAUGGACUUAAUGUUAUUUUAGUUGUAAUUUUCCACACACGUUUACAAUCAAAUUCAUAGUCAUGUUGCUGUUAUGCAAGUGUUUACAAACAAUAACAGUACGUACUACCUACCUAGUAUAUAGUCUAAGGUGUGUGUUUAAUAACCCUUUUUAUCCGUCACUAACCGCUGUGAGAUAACACGCGUAUUAAUGUAAAACAAACUUUCUGGCAUUUAAAUAAAGUUUAUAAUUGCGUUUAUUUCUGUGGGGGAUGGAAAGGUGAUUUAAACAUUCUGAUCACUACAUGGUGUUCUAUUUAAAUUAUUUAAUUCUUCAAAGAAGGAGGUUGUAGGUAUUUGUAUUAAUUGGCAUUUGGUAAAAGUGGGUAGCAUUACAUUGGGAUAUAAUAAACCAGUCUUAGCUCGA